Dermacentor andersoni is the source of this 7088-nucleotide messenger RNA. RefSeq lists its product as uncharacterized. Gene Ontology annotation, biological process: multicellular organism development; cell communication; Notch signaling pathway. NCBI's taxonomy places the organism in Eukaryota, Metazoa, Arthropoda, Arachnida, Ixodida, Ixodidae. The record is from RefSeq and is a predicted model, not a curated record. Gene Ontology annotation, cellular component: membrane. Gene Ontology annotation, molecular function: calcium ion binding.
AGCCGGGAAGAGUCGCCAGCGCGAGCUUUCGGUGUGGCCAUUGUUUUGAAGUGUUUUUGCCGCUAAUUGUGUGCGUGCGUGGUGCGUGUUGGCCCGUUUCAUCAAUUCGCAAUCCGGAUUAUCUGCCAUCCAGAUCAACGGUGUGCACGGUGUUGUGGUGAUUAGUGCGAGGAUGCCGCAGCCAGCGCCGGCAUCGUGUGUCGUGUGCGAUGGGGUGAUCCGCUCAACGUGACUUCGUGACCACCCGAAGUGGAUCCACAAGCCUGUGGGCCCCGGCAUCUUCAGUUCUGCCUGUCGCUUAGCAGACGUCGCAACCAUGGUAGCGAGCAGAUCGGAGCGACGGAGAUCGUCCGCUCACUGGGACGAGUCGUCGGACGUCGACGACAGCGCGGUUAGCUGUUCUUCGGCCACGGACUUGCCCGGAGCGUCACCCAUGACGUCCUACUACCUCGCGUCCUCGCGGUCGUCGCCGCCUUGUUCGAGGCAGCAAAAGCAGCAACGGUUCUGGUCGAGGCGGGAGUCUUCUAGCGGCUCGGAGACGACGCCGCCUUCGUGCGACCUCCUGCGACAAAGACAACGACGGCCUCGGCGGUCCCACCACCACCAGCAAGUCUUCCCCGAAACGACGACGCGGACGGGUUCCCAGACGCGGUCUUGGACGAGGCCGACCACGCCUUGUUCCCGGUCGUCGUCGACGAGAAGGCCGAAGUGUCUGAGGUCCCUCCUACUUCUGGUUUUAUUCUUCGUUCUGCAACAACCACUUCUGGUCCUCGGCUCGGGCGUGUUCGAGCUCCGGCUGGGCUCUUUCUCGAACCCGUCGAACCGCGACUCCCAGGGGGCGUGCUGUUCGACGGGUCUGCCUCCCUCCACCGAAGGGACGCCGUGCCCGGGCAGCCCGUGCCGUGUAUCCUUCCGCGUCUGCCUCAAGCACUACCAGAAGACCGUGGACACCGACUCUCCCUGCACGUACGGCGAGCUGAGCACGCCCGUGCUCGUGCAGUCCGCAUCGGACGGCGCCAUCUUCAACGCGUCCCGGCCGCCCAUACGGUUCCCCUUCGAGUUCUCCUGGCCCGGCACUUUCUCGCUAAUCAUCGAAGCCUGGCACGAAGGACCUGCGCCUGCCGGCGGUUCGUCCCCGUCUGGUGUUCACCGGACCCUGGUGGCGCAGAUGUCGACGCAGAAGUGGCUCGACGUGGGCGACUCGUGGACGCCCGGCACGCUUCAGCGAGAGCGUGCCGCUCUGUCCUAUUCGUACCGCGUCCGUUGCCAGGAGUACUACUACGGGUCCGACUGCGCCAAGCUGUGCCGGCCGCGCGACGACAAGUUCGGCCACUACACCUGCAGCGCCUCUGGCGACGUCGUCUGCUUGCCCGGCUGGAAGGGGGACUACUGCAGUAACGCGAUCUGCCUGAAGGGUUGCAAGGAGCCCCAGGGCGACUGCGACCGUCCGAACGAGUGCAAGUGCCGCAUCGGCUGGGAGGGCCCGCUGUGCGACCGGUGCGUCCGCUACCCGGGCUGCCUCCACGGCACCUGCUCGCAACCCUGGCAGUGCAACUGCGACGAAGGCUGGGGCGGCCUCUUCUGCAACCAGGACCUCAACUACUGCACCAACAACCGGCCCUGCCGACACGGGGGCACCUGCACCAACACGGGGCAGGGAUCGUACACCUGCUCGUGCCUGCCCGGGUACGCCGGCACCGACUGCGAGCUCGUCCAGGACCCCUGCCUGGCGUCGCCCUGUCAGAACGGGGGCAUCUGCCGCGCGACGGACGCCACGGCGACCUCCGGCCCCGGCUACACGUGCAGCUGCCCUCCGGGACUCGGUGGUCGCCACUGCGAGGUUCCGCGCAGCGCCUGCGACUCGGAGCCGUGCGCCAACGGGGCCAGCUGUCGCGAGGCGCCGGACACGUCGCACGGGUACCGGUGCCUGUGCCCGGACGCGUUCGCCGGGGAGCGGUGCGAGGUGCAGAGGGACCCGUGCGAGCCGUCGCCCUGCGCCAACGGCGGCACGUGCGUGACUCUGUCGGACGGCAACGCCGGUGGCGUCGGCAACCAGCACCGGUUCCGCUGCGAGUGCCGACCGGGCUUCGAGGGACCCCUGUGCCAGACCAACAUCGACGACUGCGUCUCCAACCCGUGCCUGAACGGCGCCUCGUGCCUGGAUGGCGCCGACAGCUUCCGCUGCCUCUGCCGGCCGGGCUUUGUGGGCCGGCUGUGCGACCACGACGUGGACGACUGCCUCACCUACCCGUGCGCCAACGGGGGCCGCUGCGUGGACCUCGUGAACGACUUCGCCUGCAACUGCCCCGCGGGCUUCUCGGGCAAGGACUGCUCGGUCAACCUGGACGAGUGCGCCUCGUCGCCGUGCCUCAACGGCGGAGUUUGCGUCGACCUGGCGGGCCGGUUCGAGUGCCGCUGCCUCAACGACUUCGGCGGGGACCGCUGCGAGCACCGGCCCCCGGCGCUCGCGCCUAGGGUCGCCGUAGUGCCGCCGUCGCCCGGCAGGUCGUCGGCGAGGCGGGGCGGUGAGGACGUCGGCCGCCACGACCUCCUCACGAGGGAUAGCCGGGGCCGGAGUCCGGAAGAGGCGCUCUCGGGCGUCCAGCUGGCUCUCAUCGUGACGGCCUCGGUGGCCGUACCGCUAAUCGCCCUCGUCGCGGCGCUGCUGAUCGUGUGCCAGCGGCGACGCUGGAAGGAGCGACGCGACGCCGAGGCCGCCCGGCGCCAGAACGAACGCAACGCGGUGCAGCACCACGGCAUGAACAACAAGGGCGCCGGCGGCAAGGCUCCGCCGCCCAUGGUGGUCGUCAAUGCGCUGGUGGAGAAGCCCCUCCAGAAGAAGGCCAACGGGGACAACAACGUCGCAUCGUCGUCAACCUCGGCGCCGCCCCCGGCUGGCGUGGCCAAGGUCCUCAACGUGGAUGCGAGGGCACAGAGCAAGCUCUCGCUCGACACGGAUGCCACUCCAGAAGGAGUGUAUGCGAGCACGAGGACUCUGAACAGGCUCUAUCAAGAGCCAGGUGGUGGCAUUGAGGGUAGUGCAACGAUGGCAGUGCAGCAUGUCCUGGAUCGUGCUUCGCUGCGUGGCUCCUCGCCCAAAAGCUGUGAUUCAAGAGUGGUGGAUAGCACUGUAGUCGAAGAGGAUGACAUUGCGUCAGCCAAGGAGCAGCUGCAGCAACAGUUGCCACAGCCCCAACCAGUCACGGGCGGCAAUAAUGCGGUGUACGUGAUAGAGGACCACUAUCGGGACGAAAACCUGCUUGCGACAGAAGUGUGAGACUUCUCUAAGUGUCACACAGGUGGCACCCUACUGACAUUGUGCAUAGUGUGAUUGGCCGCGCUUCCCUGCCACUGAUGACUUUGAAAAGGCGCUGCCCCACCUCCACCACCCUUGGGCAGCUUCGGCGCAGGCCAGGUGCGGGAUGUGAUGUUACCGUGCCCAUCGUCGCCACGUGACCAUGACGUCACGAGCCGUCGUCCCCACGUGACUGACACUACGCGCCGUCAUCGUCACGUGACUGUCCACGUACCGUCUCCAAUCAUCAAUAUGGGGCGGCAUCUAUUCAAAAGUGCCACAUGUGCUGUCGUCAACACUGCCUGUGACGUUGCAAGUGACGUUUUGUGACAUCAGUGCGUGCGCAUCCUUUCCCUGUGCAGCUAGAGGAAGAAAAAAAGGUGGCGACAGAGAAAGAGGUCAUCACGUGUGGGACUAUAAAAAGAUGCGUGACGGUCUAUACCACCACCGCGACCUCACAACCAAAAUAGUCAUCCAGAGAGUUUUUUUUCUCAUUUUUUCAUUAUUAAUAUAAAUGCUUCCCAAGCGUGGAGAGUUGCUGUCUGCAGACUGAAUGCGAGAGGACUUUUGGACGUGUGUGCGGAACACUUCUUGUGAUCACGUGCCUACUACAUGUGACUGUUACGGUUCACUAGAAAUACCAGCUCACCACCUCAUCGUCAGCUACAAAAAGGGCCUUCCCAGCAUUGUCAUCACUCAUGGAUCCAAAGAGCUUGUUCUAUAUUCCCCCGUCGCCUCUGGUGCGUUUGACACACACUGCGAAGCUACAGACUUUUUAUUUCAAAAUCUGUCGGGGCGCAAUUGCAGCGGGCAGGGUGUGUGUGUGUGUCCACCGUCUGCUUUGCAUGUUCCGGUAGAGUCCUAAGAAACCGUCUGGGUAUUUUCGCCAUUUUCUUGUUUCAUGCAUUUUCCUUUUUUGUCAUGUUUACGGCUUGUUGAUUAAUUUUAUUAUUCCUUCUUUUCACACGUCUAUGACUCAGCCAAGUCCUUAGAGCUUUUUAAGCACCUAUCAGGAAAAAGGAGUGUUUAUUUUGUUUUAAUUUCUCAUAACAUUAUUUGCGCAGUGCAACAUCUCUGGAUUGAGAUAAACACACAGCUCAACCACAUGUGCAUCCUAGUUUUGAUUGCCAUUGUAUCCCUAUCAGAGGGAGACAAUACUACAAAUGUAUAAUUUGUGGCCUCUAAUUAGAUUCUUGAUAUACUUGCAAAGAUUUCAAUUCAGAUACAAGUUUAAGUGCAGUCUCUCACAGAGUGUGCCUCCUAGCCCGUCCUGAGCAUAUGCCUAUGGUUGUCUGUGCCUUUGGUCUCAAUUGUCUGGUCAUUUUCUUCUGCCCAUGUCCUUUAUAUUAUCAUUUUUUGUUGCUGUUGCCUGUUGAGCAUUGCACUUCCUUUUUCAACGUACUUGUGAUCAUAUUCUUUCAGACCAUGCUUCAAUCCCUUAAAUGUUUUGCUCUACUGUUCGUUUUUCUUUCCUAAUUUAUUAUAUUGCAUUAGAGCAGUGGCGCUUAGAGGUGUUGGAGACACGGUGUCUACGAAUAACUAUUCUUGCCCCCUGAACAGUUACAUGUGUCAGUAUCAGUAAAGGCAUUGCUGCAGCCUUUUGUAGCAGUUGCAAAAGUCUACCAGCUCUUAAACUUCUCUCGCUGCCUUCUAUAGUUGAUAGUCCUAUAGUCCUUCUAUAGUUGAUACAGUCCCCGCGCUCUUCGACCGCUGCGACCUUUAAAAAGUAAAAAAAAAAACUCGUUAUUGUAAUUGUAUUGUUUCCAGCAGCAUGUGCAUUCCGCGCCUGUUGCAGCAGUUCCAUUUUUUUUCCCUUGAUGUUCCAAGCCUCGUUUCUCAGUACCUCAUCACAGCUUGUCCCUAGCUGUUCCCCUCCUGUUCCUGUCUGUUGUCCGGUUCACAUUUUCCUGCAGUUUGUAUCGAUCACAUGAGCUCUGUGACGGCGCAACAGCGGACUGACUUGUCCAAAGGUGUUGUCCUUUGUAGCAUCCGUCCUGGCACCCCUGCCUUAUUCUGCUUCUUUCAUCUUGUACCGUUGCUGUCGACUUAUUUUUUUUUCGCUUCCUUCAGUAUUAUUGGCAUUACUGCAGCGUCAAAUCAAAGCAACGAAGAAAAAAUUGUGUGCGAAUAUUAAUAUAAAGAUGCGAUCGUGUCCACCCUGCAAGAGAUAGCUGUCAUCGUUUUCAUAUAUGAUAUGUCGGAAAGGUCUUUAAUCACAUCGCGCCUCGAACCAUCUUGCAGAAUAGAAGCUUGCCCACGGAUGCAUGUAUUCAGUCAUAUACGGUGGCUGAACUUAGGAUUAUUUCACUGUUAUUGAGCAGCACCCUGCUGUCACGUAAUAGCGUUAAUGUGAAACUUGGAAAAGCGAGGAGGUUCAUAUACUACGCAACCCCAACACUAUGUCGCCUACUUCAUGGAAAAAAAAAAGAGUUAAGGGAGUGGUUUCUUCUAGAUGAUGUUCUGUUUUUCCUCCCCUUUGUGUCUUCCUUUUUAUUUAUUUUAAAAUGAGACGUUUAAGUGCCGCUCGCGUAGCCUCCAAGUAGUGAGGUCUCGCACAGCCAAGGGCGACCGACCUGUACCACAAAUAGUAUUAAUAAUAACUGUUUAGUUGUUUGUGCUCACAUCGUUUCUUUACGCAAGGUUUACUAUCGUGGCCGCAGGGACGCUUUGUUCGGUUCGCAUGUCGAGAUCAAUGAACCGAGCUUUCUUGCUGCAGUCGUUUAGUUGGCCCAGAAACAUUUUGCGCUGACUGAUGCGUAGCGAGUAGCUUCGAGUAGCCUGCGCACUUAAGUAUGCGCGAACUUUUGAGCGCGCCAAACCGUGAUAUGCCAGACUGUACUAGCCACAUAAUAUCGUUCCCGUAGCGCUUGGCGGGAAAGGGGUGUUUCUCUCUGCAGUUACUCCUUUCUCGGUGUUUUUUUUUUUUUACACGCGUCUUUCUUUUUUCUCACUGCUAUCUGCAUCAGGUGCUUUCUCGCGGUUGUUUUCUUUCCCUACUAUGCUGGGGUUACCUCGAAAAUUCGCUUCGUCGAACUUGCAGGUAUCGAUUAAUUUAUCUCUUGGGGUGUAAAAAAUUAGUGCCGCUUUUUGCACGGUGUCCAUUCUGACUCCCUUUGGUGCAGAGGUGUACGGCUAGGCCUGCGGUGAAGCUAGCGUCCAAAGGGCGAGCGCAAGUAUUCCUUGCGUGGAUGAAGCGAACGUGGUACGAUGAGUCAAGUCUAAUGGUUUUUUAGAAGAAAAAAAAAAGAUGGCCGUUAUGUCAUUACCAGGGAGCCAUAGUCGACCGUGUAUAUGUGUGUCGUGUCUAUGUCGCAGACGAUCGUUUCUCGCACGGGUGUGAGAGUGUUUUUCUUUUGUUCCAGAUAUUAUGCAUGUGUCUGUGGAAUCGCAUUCACGUCUUUCUCUCCUUUUUUUUUAUUCUCGUUCGUGCGUAGUCGCGACGUCAUUUCCUGUGUGAGCUCUGUUUAUGGCCCCUCCCCUUGCCUCCUGUGCUAUUUCACGCGGUUGUCUCUGUACAGCGUGCCCCAACAUAAUUUAUGAAUAUCUGUAAUAUUUCAUUUUUUAAGAAUAUGCGAAGAGUCCUGUACAUAUGUAUAUUUAUGAAGUACCUUAGGUGUUACAAGAUGCAAAUGAAAAAUACCCAAUCUCCCCCUUCCCCUUUCGAACGCCUGCCAUUACCUGGCUGUACAUAUGCCUUCGACAAAGAACGAAGCGAUGAAAAGAAAGCGUGAAAAGAGAAAAACAACGCAUUCAAUAAAUGCAGAGUCGUUAUUUUUGCACUGGAAAAAAAAAA